AUGUCGGGUACUUCUGCUAGUAACUUUAAAAACGAUGAAUUAGCUCGUGUAUUUGUAACAAUAUUUGAUGCAAAGCAUUUACUUCAUCAAUUAUUAUUAAACAUAUUUGCAAAAGAAGUUGAAAUGGCUGAUUGUUAUCAAACAAUAUUACGUGGAAAUGGUUUACCAACAAAAAUUGUGUCAUUUUGUUUUAAACUUCAUGCUGAUUUAGGUUCAUAUGAAGUUGAUCCAUCACGUAUUGAACAACAUGAACAAAUAGAUGAAAAUCGAAAAAAUUUACGUUCAUUAACACAUGAUGUUUUUCAAGCUAUUAUUGAUUCAGCAUCACAAUUUCCAAUUCAAUUAAGAAUUUUAUUUUCAUGUUUAUAUCAAGUUGUUCAACAACGUUUUCCGCAACAUCCUUUACAAAUCACAAAAAUGCACACAGCUGCUACUCGCUUUGCUUAUAGUUAA
Molecule: messenger RNA, 453 nt
Organism: Rotaria sordida
Lineage: Eukaryota; Metazoa; Rotifera; Eurotatoria; Philodinida; Philodinidae
Source: the annotation of a GenBank genome assembly